This is a messenger RNA of Lycium ferocissimum, 570 nucleotides long. RefSeq lists its product as uncharacterized. The transcript has 3 exons. The record is from RefSeq and is a predicted model, not a curated record. Bases 1 to 570 code for a protein of 189 amino acids. NCBI's taxonomy places the organism in Eukaryota, Viridiplantae, Streptophyta, Magnoliopsida, Solanales, Solanaceae.
AUGUCGAAUUUGUCAAAGCUUGAAUUCGUGGCACUUGAUAUCUCCGAAAAAAAUUACCUCUCAUGGGUGCUUGAUGAUGAAAUUCACCUAGACGCUAAAGGUCUUGGUGCUACUAUUACCCAAGAUCUAGUUGAAUUGUGGACUGGUUUAAAGGAAAGAAUUACUUCCCAAUUAAAAUUAUGUGGGGAAGAUGUAAAAGAUGAGGAUAUGUUGGAAAAGACUCUUACGACUUUUCAUGCCUCAAACUUGGUAUUACAGCAGCAAUACCGUGAAAGGGAAUUUAAAAAACAUGCUGAUUUGAUCUCAUGCCUCCUUGUGGCUGAGAAACGUAACACCCUUUUAUUGAAAAAUCAUGAAACCCGUCCCCCUGAAACUGCUCCAUUCCCGGAAGCAAAUGUGGUAGAGCAAAUGGCCAAAGAAGAACAAAUAAUAAUCGGGGCCAUAAUAAUGCGCGUGAGCCUGGCAAGGGACGAUAUAAUAAUUGUCGUCGUCGUGGUCACCAUAAAAGGGAAAACAAUAUGGGUUCUCAAAACAAUCCUUCAAGAGGCAAUUGUCAUCGUUGUGGUAUGA